AAAAAAAAAAGAAUCAAUCGGUUUCGGUUUGCACGGGAAACAAGUGAAGAUGGCGUGCUUACACGAUCACAGUUGUGAAGAACAUGACUGUUCCUCUAAUUGGUCUCUCUAUCAGCACAUAGAUAUCUCCAAGGUAUUUGCUUUGAAUGAGGCCACACCAGGUAGUGUUAAAUCAGUUUUUAAAGCUUGGGAAGAUAGGCUGAAUACUUCUGGGGAACACUUGGAAAGCAAUGAGGGUGAUCCUGAGUUACUUGUAUUCAUUCCGUUUACUUCAGAUGUUAAGAUUAAGAGCAUAUCCAUAGUCGGUGGAGCUUAUGGAACAAGUCCCUCCAAGAUGAGAGUGUUCAUCAACCGAGAGGGCAUUGACUUUUCAGAUGCACAAAGCAUGCAAGCCGUUCAGGAAUGGGAUUUGGUUGAGAAUAUGCAAGGAGUGUUGGAAUACCAGACAAGAUAUUCUAAAUUUCAAAGUGUGGCAAAUAUUACAUUGCACUUUCCUGAGAGUUUUGGAGGAGACAUAACGGAAAUACACUACAUUGGCUUUAAAGGCGAAGCCACUCAGAUGAAAAGGGAUGCCGUUGCCAAUAUUGUUUAUGAGCUGUUGCCAAAUCCUUCUGACCACAAGACACAUGCUGAAAGUGGCGGGGGUCUUUCACACAUAGAAUGAAACACAUUUACUAUUUCUAUUUUGUUUACUUAAUAACCAUCGCAACCCAAUCUUGUUCCCCUUGUUUCGAUCCACCUAAGACAAGAAAGUACAGCUGGACCUGGUUAAAUACAAUACUGUGCUAUGAAAUAUUUAGUCCUGCAGUCUAUGUAAA
Vigna angularis (adzuki bean) is the source of this 818-nucleotide messenger RNA. RefSeq lists its product as uncharacterized. The coding region runs from base 50 to 664 and encodes 204 amino acids. NCBI's taxonomy places the organism in Eukaryota, Viridiplantae, Streptophyta, Magnoliopsida, Fabales, Fabaceae. The transcript has 9 exons. The record is from RefSeq and is a predicted model, not a curated record.